This is a messenger RNA of Melopsittacus undulatus (budgerigar), 3041 nucleotides long. It is a transcript of the gene CLCN2, whose product is annotated as chloride voltage-gated channel 2. The coding region runs from base 1 to 2604 and encodes 867 amino acids. NCBI's taxonomy places the organism in Eukaryota, Metazoa, Chordata, Aves, Psittaciformes, Psittaculidae. The transcript is spliced from 23 exons. Gene Ontology annotation, molecular function: voltage-gated chloride channel activity. Gene Ontology annotation, cellular component: plasma membrane. The record is from RefSeq and is a predicted model, not a curated record. Gene Ontology annotation, biological process: transmembrane transport; chloride transport.
AUGGCCACUGAGAGCGAGGCGCAGCGGGCGCUGCAGUAUGAGCAGACCUUGAUGUAUGGGCGCUACACGCAGGACUUGGGUACCUUUGCCAAGGAUGAGGCGGCCCGGCUGCGGCUGCACAGGGAGGGGGACACCCCCCGGCCCCGCCGCCCCUCCGAGCUGCUGGAGUACACCCAGGGCCGCUGUGCGCCCUGCCGAGUCUGCGCCUUGCAGUGCCGGCAGUUCCUCUUCUCCAAGGUGGGGGAGGACUGGGUCUUCCUCAUCCUUCUGGGGCUGGUUAUGGCACUGGUGAGCUGGGCCAUGGACUUUGCCAUCGCCACCUGCCUCCAAGCCCAGAAGUGGAUGUAUGGGGGCCUGGACACCAAUGUGCUGCUGCAGUACCUGGCUUGGGUCACCUACCCCACCGUGCUCAUCACCUUCUCAGCUGGCUUCACCCAGAUCCUUGCUCCCCAGGCUGUGGGCUCAGGGAUCCCUGAGAUGAAGACCAUCCUGCGGGGCAUCGUGCUAAAGGAGUACCUCACCUUCAAGACCUUUGUGGCCAAGGUGAUCGGGCUGACAUGCGCCCUGGGCAGCGGCAUGCCCCUGGGCAAGGAGGGUCCCUUCGUCCACAUCGCCAGCAUGUGUGCAGCCCUGCUCAGCCGCUUCCUCUCCCUCUUUGGGGGCAUCUAUAAGAACGAGGCGAGGAACAUUGAAAUGCUGGCAGCCGCCUGUGCUGUCGGGGUCGGCUGCUGCUUCGCUGCCCCCAUCGGAGGCGUCCUCUUCAGCAUUGAGGUCACCUCCACCUUCUUUGCCGUCCGCAACUACUGGCGUGGCUUCUUCGCUGCCACCUUCAGUGCCUUCAUCUUCCGUGUUCUCGCUGUCUGGAACAAGGAUGAAGAGACAAUCACAGCGCUGUUCAAAACCCGCUUCCGCCUCGACUUCCCAUUCGACCUGCAGGAGCUGCCUGCCUUUGCCGUCAUUGGGAUUGCCAGCGGCUUUGGGGGUGCGCUCUUCGUCUACCUCAACCGCAAAAUUGUGCAGUUCAUGCGCCGGCAGAAGACCAUCAACCGCUUCCUCAUGAAGAAGCGCCUGAUGUUCCCUGCCCUGGUGACGCUUCUCAUCUCCACGCUGACCUUCCCACCCGGCUUCGGACAGUUCAUGGCCGGCCAGCUCACCCAGAAGGACACCCUGGUGACACUCUUCGAUAACCAAACGUGGGCCAAACAAGGGCUCAGCAAUGAGUUCGAAUACUUGGGCAUCCUGGAGGCCUGGCACCAUCCCCGCUCCAACGUCUUCGUCACCCUUGUUGUCUUCAUCCUCAUGAAGUUCUGGAUGUCAGCCCUGGCCACCACCAUCCCAGUGCCCUGUGGAGCCUUCAUGCCUGUCUUUGUCAUCGGAGCAGCCUUUGGACGUCUGGUGGGGGAGAGCAUGGCAGCCUGGUUCCCUGACGGCAUCCACACUGACAGCAACACCUACCGCAUUGUGCCAGGGGGCUACGCUGUGGUGGGGGCAGCUGCACUGUCAGGUGCCGUCACCCACACAGUGUCCACGGCCGUCAUCGUCUUUGAGCUGACAGGGCAGAUCUCUCACAUCCUGCCUGUCAUGAUUGCCGUCAUCCUGGCCAAUGCUGUAGCCCAGAGCCUCCAGCCCUCCCUCUACGACAGCAUCAUCCGCAUCAAGAAGCUGCCCUACCUCCCUGAACUGGGCUGGGGUCACCACGAGAAAUACAAUGUGCGGGUGGAGGACAUCAUGGUGAGGGACAUCCGUUACGUCACCCUCAACUGCAAGUACCGAGACCUGCAGCACGUUCUGCACAGCACCAAGUUGAAGAGCCUGCCACUGGUGGAGUCAGCCGAGUCCAUGAUCCUGCUGGGCUCCAUCGAGCGGACGCAGGUGGGGGCCCUGCUCAGCCACCAGCUCAGCCCCCAGCGCCGGCUCCAGGCCCUGCAGCAGAAGGCGCUGACUGAGAAUGGGCACCGGCUGUCUGAUGCCAGCAUCCGCUUCCAGAUCAGCACAGAGGCCUCGUCAGGCACCCCUGCCCGUGCCACCCCCCACAAGCCCCUGAAGCCAGCUCUGAAGCGGGUGCCCAGCGGCCCAGCCGAGAGUCCCCCAGCUGGCACCACCGACCACUCAGGUAUUGCCCUCAAGAGCCUCUUCUGUGCCAACCCCACCGCAGAGCCAACUGAGGAGGAGAUGGAUCUGGGUGACAGGAUGACCCCGGCAGAGAUCCUGGAGUGGGAGGAGCAACAGCUGGACCAGCUGGUGGACUUCAGCAGUGCCAAGAUCGACCCUGCACCGUUCCAGCUGGUGGAGCACACCUCACUGCACAAGACCCACACCAUCUUCUCACUGCUGGGCCUGGACCAUGCGUAUGUCACCAGCAUUGGGCGCCUGGUGGGCAUGGUGUCCCUCAAGGAGCUGCGCAAGGCCAUCGAGGGUUCUCUGACAGCCAAGGGGGUGAAGAUGCGCCCACCACUCGCCAGCUUCCGUGACAGCACCGCCAGUGCCGGUGAGCCCGACACCACCGCCCUGCACCAGCUCUGGGACCGCCACCAGCACCACCCCAUGCCCCGCGAGGCCAGUCUCGGGAGUGAUAAAGAUGACGACAGCCCCAAGGGACAGUGAGAUGGGGGUGCCCACCCCCUGUCCCCAGGGCUUCUGGCACCCGUGCCCACUUGUGCCAAGCUCCUCAUAGGGGUGGCACCCUCAAUCCAGAACCACUGCCCCCUCCCUGUGCCAGGGGCUAGCUGGGUGCCCUCUAGCCUGCCUCUGACCCCCACCCCCUGCCAGUUUUUGGGGCUUUUCACUUCACUACCUCUGCCCCCCCAGCCCCUGGUGCCCCCCGGCACAGCCACUGCACUCACCCCAAACCACAGGCACCACACUGUCCCUGCUCAGGGUAGCACAGGGGGCAGAGGGGCAGCAGGCCAGGGUGCCCACAGGGACACAGGUGGGCACUGCCUCUCUUCUCAGCACUUCAUGGCUGAGACGUGGGGAACCUGCCUCCACUCUGCUGUGCAUCCUCCCCAUGUAAAUACAGAGAUUUUUAUAUUAAUUUAAUA